UACGAGGAGCAAACAAGACCGGAACGCGACACCAAGUUGUUAUUGAGUCUAUGUGAAAGAGUUGGAACAGAGCUGAUGGCUGAUCUUUUAUUCCGGAGACGCUGGAAGCGCUGCACUGUCGCUGCCUUCACACAGUGAAGCUGAUUUUGUGCCAACAGAAGCAGCAGCAGCACGGCUCCAUUAUCAGCGCCGCCACUCGCACACAGGGAUGAUGGGUAAGAAAAGCCGCACAGGGACGGGCCGAAGGACCAUUUUACAGCUCUCACCGCCAGGACUGCGCAGCGGCACAGGCCGAGACGAGGCUGUAGGCUCUGGGUCCGAAGGGGAGACGGAGGGUAAUACAGGCAAGGACGGGCAAGGAGUCCACAGAGAGGUGAACAUGGAAAUGAAGACCUCAGCAGUGAAGGCAACACAGGGCUUGUCGUUGCUUGGUGCUUAUGAAGACAGUGAGGAAGAGGAUGCGUCUGAACCCAGCGGUUCUGCUGCUAAAGCAAAGCUCAAUCACUCUACAGAUAUUGACAGUACACUUGCGAGUUUUAUGGCUGAAAUUGAUGCUAUCACCACACAGCCAGUCCAGACCGAUGAUGCUACAAAGGAGGAGCCCAGUGCUCCAGCACCUACUCCUCCUCGCCCCGAACCCAAGACAGAACAGCACACUUAUGCACAGAAUGGCUCUGCACAGGAAUUUCAGUAUAAUACACAGUACUCCCUGGCAGGAGCUGGGGUUGAAAUGGGUGAUUGGCAGGAGGUGUGGGAUGAGAACACAGGCUGCUACUACUACUGGAACACCCAGACUAAUGAGGUGGUCUGGGAGCUUCCCCACUACCUGGCCAAUCAGAUGCAGAGUCUACAGCAGUACUCGGAGAGUUCAUCUGUUAAUGGCAGCGAGGUGUUGCAUCAUACAGCAAGUUAUCCUGAACAGCCCUCAGCUCCAACUGUCACUGCAUCAAAACCGGAACCAAAAAAGAAGGAAGUAAUAGAGAGUGUAGUGGCUCUAACUAGUGAUGAGGAGGAGAGGAAAGGGGUAGCUGCCUCUCUCCUCGCGCCUCUAAUACCGGCUGAAGUGAAACAGGCAGAAGAGAAAUGGAGGAAGAAGAUUCUAGCGAUGGACGAGAAGGUGGAGAAUCCUCCGGAGGUUGAGGGAGAGGUGUCUUUAGGCUCUCCUGCUCCUUGUGAUGGAGAAAGCCCUGCUCCAUGUAAUCAACAAAGUAGGAACCACUCUAGAGAAAACUCUGAUGGAGAAGAGGAGACAGAAGAGGAUACCAAGGAUCUGGAGCUUGCAUUAGAAAGGAAAAAGGCUGAACUUCGUGCCUUAGAAGAAGGUGAUGGCAGUGUUGGUGGUUCAAGCCCCUGUUCUGAGGCAAGUCAAGAGGGUUCUCGAGGCCUUUUGAAGAAGACUAAGUGGAAAACAGCCUUUCUUCGGGCGCCGAGUCCUGACUCAAACAGCAGAGGCUCUGACAAAACAGAAUGGGAGACUGCAGAACCUGUGGAUACAGCACCUUCCAAAACGGCUGAGAAACAAGAGGACAAAGAGGAACAGGAAAAACCUGUAUCCAAAACACAAGAGGAGGAUACAGCAGACCUCAAGUUUCAGAUUGGGGAGCUUGCCAAUACCCUAACCAGCAAAAUGGAAUUCUUGGGAAUUGACAAAAAGACCAUCUCCAACUUUCAACUGCUUUUGUUACAAACCGAGACGCGGAUAGCAGAUUGGCGAGAAGGAGCUCUGAAUGGAAAUUAUCUUCGCCGCAGGUUGCAGGAAGCUGCUGAGCACAUAAAACAUUACGAACUUAACGCCACUCCAAAGGGCUGGUCCUGCCACUGGGACAGAGAUCACAGGCGUUACUUCUAUGUGAAUGACCAGACCAGUGCCUCCCAGUGGGAGUUUCCAACAGUGAAGGAAGAAGAGGAAGAUGGCAAGCCACCGCAGCCUUUGGCAGUUGGUCAGGAAAAUGCAGGUCAGCUUCCUGAGGCUUCCAGUGGUAUAGUAGGUACCUCCCACGUAGAAACCCAGUCCUUUUGGACGGCUCCUCAACCUCCACUUCCUCCAGACACACCCCCUCCUCCUGCAGAACAGCCACCACCGCCACCACCGCCCCCUGAAUCUCCUCCGCCACCACCUCCUCCGCCCCUCAGUGAUGAUGGAGAGAUUGAAGAGGUAGAAAUGGAAGAUGAGGAUGCUGAGCCACCUGCUCCUGGAACAGAAGAAUUUCGGGCCAGUGAAGCAGCAGCCAUUCAAGGUGCUGUGGCUAGAGCCCAGAAGAGGAAAGCUCCAUGUUCAGAACAGCUGAACAAAGCCAUCACUAUUGGGAGCAGUCCCAUACUGUACACCCAGCCUACUGCCACAGCAGCUCCUAUAAUCGCUGCAAAUGCAUAUUGGGGAAUGACUGCAGUAGCUACACCUGCUCUGCCAUCAGAGCCUUUGGUACCACCAAUGCCAGCCGCACCCUUACAACCUCCACUUCCACCACCUCAACCUCCAGUUGAACCAGUGUCGACAAAGAUGCCUACAGACAAAACCAAGAAGUUAAAGAAGGACAAGAUGAAAAAGAGCAAGACGAAGAUGCCAUCGUUAGUGAAAAAAUGGCAGAGCAUCCAGAGGGAGUUAGAUGAAGAGGAGAAGUCAAGUUCUAGUGAUGAAGAUCGAGACCAACUGAACAACCGGCGCAUAGAAGAGUGGAAACAGCAACAGCUUGCCUCAGGAAAGGCAACGAAGAAUGCUAACUUUGAGGCUCUGCCUGAAGACUGGAGAGAGAGGUUGCUAAAGAAGAGGAAGAUGAUGCAGAGUUCAUAGCAUUGACCUUUCAGUUUGGAAUGGACUGUCAUGGACUGUGUGUAUAUAUGAGUUUUUUUUUGUUUGUUUGUUUUUUGUUUCCCCAUCCUGAAUAGAAUGGACUAAAGCAGACAAUGUUUUUAUACACUUCUAUUCAAGCGGUGAAUUUUUCUGCAGAAGGACAUUAGUGUCUCGUGUGGGUUUUUUCUUGUAAAAUAACUUCCACUGUACAAAGUAUUUUGUUAUUGUUUUCUUGCUAGAUCCCUCACAGUCGUCAGCAUUGAUCCAUGGUAAUUGCAGAGCAACCUGCCUUUUUUAUUUAAUUUUUUUUUUUACUUUAGUACUUUUGUAUAGAUUGACAAGUUUUUUUAAUAUAUAUAUUGUUUAGGAUGUAUUGUGCCAUGAUCAUGGGUCUUUAUUUCCAAGACCAUUUACUGUAGGAAGUAAAGCAUUUUUAAUGUCCAUGCAUCACUGAUACCUUGAAGCUAAUGAACCUUGUCCCUAGCUUUAGCUGCAAGAAGUGGUGGAAUAAUACACAAUGGUACAUGGUGGGAAAACACUAGUUUUCUCCAAAGUUUUUGUGGUGAUUUAGUUAUUUAGGUUGUUGAUGCAGGACCUGUAUAUAAGUACUCCACUCUUGGGGUGAAAUUUCUUAUGUCUGUGGAUUACAUGUCUGUGCAAGGUAUAAGCUUUAUAAGCAGACUAACUGUAAUUUUCAAUGUGGAGAAAUUUCAGCCAUGCUAGUUUCUUCCACAGUGUUCUGUAUAGCUGUGUUGCGUAUUGGAAAUGGGGGUGGGGAGGUCACUGAAGUUUUAUAUGUUGUAAAUAAUAAAUACUUUUCUAUCA
Messenger RNA from Neoarius graeffei (lesser salmon catfish), 3616 nucleotides. RefSeq names its product formin binding protein 4 (gene fnbp4). Gene Ontology annotation, molecular function: protein binding. The record is from RefSeq and is a predicted model, not a curated record. Bases 209 to 2791 code for a protein of 860 amino acids. NCBI's taxonomy places the organism in Eukaryota, Metazoa, Chordata, Actinopteri, Siluriformes, Ariidae. The transcript has 17 exons.